AUGCAAUCCUUUCCACGAGAGAAUCUCUGGACUCUUGCUGAAAUUAUUAAUGAUGGAGAUGCUUACGUGACAUUAAAUGAGAUUCGGGAGUACUCGCUUGGCAAGAGAAUUAGUCGACAAGAGUCCACGCUCUUUGGAUUGGCGCUUUGUGCUCGCUACCGUGUGUGUGCCGUGAAUGAAAAGAAAGAGAACGAGCGCCCAAUCACCGCAGCCUAUCGUGCAUAUCUCAACGCAAUGCAUCUCACCGCCCUCAGCCUCGUUAAUCAUGUAAUU
Molecule: messenger RNA, 273 nt
Organism: Mesorhabditis belari
Lineage: Eukaryota; Metazoa; Nematoda; Chromadorea; Rhabditida; Rhabditidae
Source: the annotation of a GenBank genome assembly